AUGCCAGCUAUAAAAAGAUCAAUAGUGAAAACGGAAACUGUAUCCAAGAAGAUUAAACUAGAAAAUGAGAUAGAAAAAACUAAAAAGGAAGUACAACAUAUAAAAGUAGAGAUUGAGAAACCACCGAAUCAAUUUCAAAAUAUUGAUCCAGAAGACUAUGAAGCCGGUCCAAAGAAUUGGCACAAAAUUUAUAAUGAAGUUGUUGAAAUGAGAUCAAAAGUUAUGACUCCUGUUGAUACUGUUGGGUGUGAAAGGAUGCCAAAUACAAUAACACCACAUUUAAAAUCAAACAAGCCCAAGCUAUAUCGAUUUCAGUUAUUAAUUUCAUUAAUGUUAUCUUCUCAAACCAAAGAUGAAGUGAAUUUUGCAACCAUGACGAAAUUAAAUGAACAUUUAGGAGAAUUAAAUCUUGAAAAUAUGUCAAAAUUAAAUGAAGUGGAAAUCGAUAAAUUAAUAUGUAAAAUUGGUUUCCAUAAUCGUAAAGCAAAAUAUAUCAAAGAGACUUGUCAGAUAUUAUUAAACAAAUUUGAUGGUGAUAUACCUAAAACUAUAGAAGAUUUAAUUUCACUACCUGGUGUUGGACCAAAAAUGGGUUAUUUAAUAUUACAAAAUGGUUGGGAUAUAAAUAAUGGAAUAGGUGUUGAUGUUCAUUUACAUAGAUUAUCAUUAAUGUGGAAAUGGUGUCAGAAUAAACAUCCAGAAAAAGCAAGAUUAGAAUUGGAAAAAUGGUUACCUUCAAAAUAUUGGACUGAUGUUAAUCCAUUAAUGGUUGGCUUUGGUCAAGUUGUAUGUGUUCCUCGAGCUCCAAAUUGUGAUAUUUGUACUUUAGGUAAAAAGGGAUUAUGUGCAUCUAGGAAUAGGAAAUUGGUGAAUCAACCAAUGACUGAAGCAAGAAUUGAAAAAUUACAAAAGCAAAGAGGUGAUUUGACCAAAUUAAUAGAAAAUGUUCUAUAA
Molecule: messenger RNA, 954 nt
Organism: Insectozyma verbasci
Lineage: Eukaryota; Fungi; Ascomycota; Pichiomycetes; Serinales; Debaryomycetaceae
Source: the annotation of a GenBank genome assembly